Molecule: messenger RNA, 2784 nt
Organism: Fusarium tjaetaba
Lineage: Eukaryota; Fungi; Ascomycota; Sordariomycetes; Hypocreales; Nectriaceae
Exons: 3
Coding region: 1-2784 (927 amino acids)
Source: RefSeq, a predicted model, not a curated record
AUGUCAUCCGCAUCAAGACCUUCAACACCACCGCAUCAUCCAAACUUUGGUGUGCGCAUGUCCCGCGAGGACAUCGGCCGUUUAGUGCGCCAUAUACUCCCCGACACUACCGACGUAGAAGUUGAGGCUCUUCCAUCUCUGAAGUCCUUCAACAACCGAAUCUAUUAUCUCAAAUGUCACAAAGGAUCCCAAACUGUUGACGAUGCAGUCCAUGUCGAUGAGCUUGUUCUCAAGAUCAAUGGUCGAGGUUUUGGGUCGGAGAAGAUUGAGAGUGAAGUUUCUUGUCUCCUCAUGUUGGAGCACUUUUGCCCCGAGAUUCCAGCGCCUCGUGUGGUAGCUUGGUCUCAAGAUGGAUUGACUAUCGACACCAAGGACUCGCAUAGCGGUAGUCUGAAGCUCAACGGUGCAGAUGAGAGUCUGAACGGCUGGAUAUUGAUGACAAGAGUACUGGGAAAACCCAUUGACUUAUCUACGCUCGGCAAUGACGACAAGCUUCACCUGGCGACACAAUUGGCAGAUUAUGUCAACAAUUGGCGGCGAAAUCUCCCUCCUCAGACCUUUGCUGGGAAUAUUUCCUUUCAUCAGAUGGGUUGCCAGCCAGACAUCAAAAUCCCAAGCUCGGAUAGUGCCAGGGAAAUGCAGUUUCUUGUCAGAGGCAUGCUUGGAGAAGAGCUCCAUUGUCAAGAUGGCAUCGCCUCCCUCGCCGAGUAUUAUAAACUCAGAAUUCACAACAAGAUGAAGACUUUGGAAACGAACGAGACCUUUGCGCCCAACAGAGUCCUCAUGCAGUCUCUGGAGACAUUCAUACAGCAAGGCCUCCCUGCCCUCAGGGCGUUGAACACCAAAGGCGACUCUUUUGUAUUCACCCACUACGACCUAUCCCCACGAAACAUUCUCAUAUCUGGCCAGCCUCCCCAGAUCACCGGCAUCGUGGACUUUGAGUUCUCUGGCUUCUUUCCACCGCUCGAUGAGUUCCUGAAUGACUGCAUCGCCAACGAUGGCGACUGGACCAAAGAUAUGUACGAGGUGUAUUUGAAGCGACUGGAGAGUAAUGGUAUACCAACACCCUUGGAAGGAAUCGAAAAGGAUCAUUGGGAACAGAUGGCGUUGUUGGAAGAAUUGGUUGAGAAGAUUGCUCCUUGGUGGUUGCCUGGUAAGUUUCAAGGUGAACAGCUGGAGCAAGAGUUGAACAAGGUCAAGGCACGAGUUGGGGAGAUAGUAUCCGUCUCAUUCAUUUCGCGAUCCGUACGCCACUAUGAAGAGCGCAUUCCUUAUGCUCGCUGCCCUUGUGGCCUCUCUUGUCUGCCUCUUUUGAGCGAUAGCACUGGAUACAACCUCUUCUCCUCCAAUCCACCGCCCGGGAACUCCGAGUUCGCGGUCGCGAACAGCUACAUCUCUCGCGUCAUGUUUGCUCCUUUGGAAGAGCUGCCCAUGACCUACGGUAGCAUGACGUCUCCUCAGGAUUCCGCGACAACCAGCACCCACCAAGAUCUCUGUUCCACGGACGACGGCAAACUCCAACCCGAACCAAGCAGCGCCAAGAAGUCCCUCGAGGACCAAGUUGAUGAUCUGCUUGCGAUUUUGCGAGAUAUCCGGUCGUUUGUCAUGCCUGCUUUCCCCGGCGCUGGGCGAAUCGUCAUCGUUAUCUCUAUCUUUUCUCUCUUGCAGGAACGGAUCGCCGCUGCCUGUGUUGUUGCAGAAGGCCGCCUAGAUCCACCACCGAGUCGAUGCUGGAUUGGCAGCGAUUGUGGUCGUCUUGAUCUUGCUCCGGCGACACGAUACACUGGCUACAACCAUACAUAUGAGCCUCCAAGUCCCACAGAUUUUGGUAUUUGGCCUAAUGCCUCCUGGGGAGGUCGAAUUGUUCAAGAUCGUGACAACAAGCGACUAUUCCAUCUUUUCACGGUGCAGUUCAGUCACGGAUGCGGUCUGAAGGGUUGGCGCCCUCAUUCUUACAUCAUCCGGGCCGAAUCGCAUAACGGGCCUCAAGGGCCAUACAAGUAUGCUCAAGAUGUAUCGAAGAACUUCGCGCAUAAUCCAGAUAUUGUCUGGAGCCCGGCUGAUAAGAAGUACUUGUUAUACAGCAUUGGGGUAGAAUAUGAUAAGAAGGUCACGAAGUGCGAAAGCAUCAGCUAUACGAGAUGGCCCAACAAUAUUUCUGUUUCAGCUGCUGAUGAUAUUCGUGGUCCAUGGUCGCCAUUCAAGAUGGUCCUGGAUAGUGACCCCCCAGCAGGUAUUCACGCUACCAACCCCUCGGCUCUCCCUCUCUGGACACGCAACAACGCAACCAGCGAAAUAGUGCUCGGUAUCAAAGACUAUUCAAUCUUCACUGCCAAGGGUUGGGAUGGCGACUAUAAGCUCAAAUAUCAAGCAACAUGGAACGUCACAGAGCAAGAGAACCCAGAAUGGACCGAAGACCCGUUCAUAUGGCGCGACAAGCGGGGAAACUGGCACUCCAUAAACCACUGGAUGAUAGACUACGUUGAGAACGAUAAACAACAAUGGCCCCGUGUUGGAUCCCAUCUCUUUUCACGGAAACUCACAGGGCCGUGGCAUUUCAAGCUCCAAGAGGCUUUUAGUUCCAAUGUCACUUUUACUGAUGGAUCGUGGCAGGUGUUCCAAAGAAGGGAGAGGCCGAAGCUGUUCUUUAGUGAUGACGAAGAGAUGACGCCGGUGUAUUUGACUAAUGGGGUACAGGAGAUGAAUCAGACUGGUGCGGCUUUUACGCUUGUUCAGCCGAUUGGUACGAAGUGGAAGAAGUUUGAGAAGGAUUUGGGUUUCUGA